UUUGUGUAGCUUUAUCUAUAUAGAUAUAUAACAAGCGCGUAAAUACGAUACUGGUGUCUAUUGAUUUUGUGUCUUCAAAUUAAUAAAAGGUCUGCAUGAUCUAUUAAUGGGAGCACAAAGUUAGAGGAGAACUUGAAGUGCAAGUUUGCAAACAUCUCCAUGUCCACACAAUCGAAAACGAUGCCUAUGCUCGAUCUCAAAGUGUAUAUCCGCGUUGUCGCUGCAGUAUUUUCGCUAUCUUCAGCAACGGCAUUUUCAUUAUCGCUGCUUCGUUUGCUGACUCCUAAUCUAUAUUAUUUGGAGCCACUGGAUGGCAGCAAUAAUGUUCUACAUUAUUUUGUAUCGGGUUUAAUGGUGGUAACGAGUGCGAUAGGGCUACUCAAUAGUUGUGUGGUUAUGAACCGCAGCGCCGCGAAGAACACAGGUCGGAAUAUAACCACUUGGCUGCUGCUCGAUUCCCUGUUCGAGACGGCCAGGGUUGUGUACAUCUUCAUGUGCGAGAUUGUGAUAAAGGGACGCGGUCCCUUACAAGUAUACGAGCUCUUGAUAAGCAUUGCACAGUAUUUGCUGGACAGCUUCCUCUACUGUCAGAUGAUACUCAGACACUAAUAAAGGGCGUUAUUUUUAUUUUCAUCCUCGACUGUUAUUAUAUAACUAAGUUUUUAAACUAUCGCCUUUACUAUAAACACUUUUCAUUCUAUUCGACUUACUGCGGUUGUCAUUUUAAUACUACCAAUAUAUCAGCGUCGAUGACGACGCUAUGGUCGUUGGUGACCGCAUUCACAGUAAUGGCUCUUCCAAUAAUCUCGUGAUGUUUUUUUUUCCCGACAAAACCCUUUGAUAAACACGUGAUUAAUGGGGCUAUCCCCAAGUCCGGUAGAAUGGUGAGUAAUCAGACUGUACCUACGCAGGUAUUCUAGACAUUCCUAAAUAUAGUGAUAUAAUCGUAAAAGUAGAGUUAUGGGUCUACGAAUUAGUAUUUUAAAAGACAUUUAAUAAGGAACUCAGUACUGUUGUUAAUUAUUAUUACAGUAAAUAUAUGUUGUUGUGAUUUUUUUUA
Messenger RNA from Melitaea cinxia (Glanville fritillary), 1060 nucleotides. RefSeq lists its product as uncharacterized. The record is from RefSeq and is a predicted model, not a curated record. The transcript has 4 exons. The coding region runs from base 160 to 609 and encodes 149 amino acids. NCBI's taxonomy places the organism in Eukaryota, Metazoa, Arthropoda, Insecta, Lepidoptera, Nymphalidae.